ACCAGACUGCCAGAGAAAGUCUGGCCACACUGUAUUCAGGCACCGUCAGCGGUCGAAUCCGUGAAUUUCACAAAGGUGGCGGCAAACAAAUUGGAGGCUUUAAACACCAAAUUACAACCAUGGCGGACAACAGCGGUGCAGAACAGGAUACUGAUGAUGUGAUCCGCAUCAUGGUGGCCACUGACAACCACCUUGGCUAUGGCGAAAAGGAUGCUAUUAGAGGCGAGGACAGUUUUACGGCCUUUGAGGAGAUCCUGGAACUGGCUGUGUCCGAGGACGUGGACAUGAUCCUGCUAGGCGGAGACCUCUUCCACGACGCCGUUCCCAGCCAAAAUUCCCUGCACAAAUGCAUGGAACUGCUGCGCAGAUACACCUUUGGAGAUCGGCCCAUUUCCCUGCAGAUUUUAAGCGAUCAAGCGGAGAGCUUCCACAAUUCUGUCAACCAGUCGGUCAACUAUAUGGAUCCCAACCUAAACAUUUCCAUUCCGGUCUUCUCCAUCCACGGCAACCACGACGAUCCGAGCGGGUUCGGAAGGCUUAGCUCUCUGGAUCUUCUAAGCACCACUGGUCUGGUGAACUAUUUCGGUCGCUGGACGGACCUGAGCCAAGUAGAAAUCAAACCCGUCUUAAUACGCAAGGGCGUGAGUCAGCUGGCACUCUACGGGCUAAGUCACAUCCACGAUGCCCGGCUUGCACGUCUGGUUAGGGACUUCAAGGUCAACUUUUUCUGUCCCGAAUCUACUAAGGAAAAUGAGGAGGAUGAGGACGACUGGUUCCACCUUCUGGUGGUGCAUCAGAACCGAGCGGAUCGCGGGCCGAAAAACUACUUGCCUGAAAACUCGCUUCCUGCAUUCCUACACUUGGUAAUCUGGGGUCACGAGCACGACUGCAGAAUAGAGCCGGAGCUGAACCCCAAGGGCUUUUACGUCUCACAGCCGGGGUCGUCGGUUCCAACGUCUCUUUCACAGGGGGAGUCCAUUAAGAAACACGUUGGUCUGCUGGAGAUCUACAAGAACAAGUUUAAGCUUAAGGAGCUGCCGUUGCAGACAGUGCGUCCUUUUGUCCACGAAUCCGUGGUCCUUUCAGACUUGUCUGAUGAGCUGGAGUUGACGCAGGGAAACGCGUCUGCCAACGUGCACAAGUAUGCCAAAAAGCGCGUGGAGGCCAUGAUAGAGCAGGCAAAGUCCCAGCUCACGGGGCACCCCCAACAGCCCACACUGCCCCUUAUCCGGCUGCGUCUGCUCUAUACGGAUGAGGCGUGUAUGUUUAAUACCAUUCGCUUCUCGCAAAUGUUCAGCACUCAGGUGGCCAAUGCCCAGGACGUGGUGCUGUUUAGCAAGAUCGCCAAGCGGAAGACAGAGAAGGAGGGGCCGCAAAGUUUAGACAAAGAGGCCAUUCGAAAGGCCAUGGAAGCGGAAAAUGCUACUCAUGUAGAAGAAUUGGUAGCUCGCUACUUCGAUGGGGCCAAUGCGAAGAAUCCCUUAAAGCUGUUCCACUCCAAGGCUUUGUCCGAGAUGACCUUUCGUCUGGUGGAGCGUAAGGAUGCUAAUGCGGCCGAUCAUAUUGUCAAGUUCUACAGGGAAAAGGCGGUGGAUCAUUUAAUGGAGACCAUGCCCUUUGAGGAGAACAUUGGCGAAGAGGUGAACAGUUGGAUGCUUCGCAGCAAGCACGAGAGCCUGUUGAAGGAGCUAGACGCGCGGGGCGGCAGUGUAAAGAAGGACAAUAAGUCUCCUAACACCAGUGCACCUACAACCAGCGGACGAGGGCGUGGCAGUCGUGGUGGAGGUCGUGGACGAGCUGCGUCUACAGCAGCCACGCGGGGAAAGGGUCAGUUGGAUGUCACCGUCAAUACCACUCGCACUUCGUCGAGACAAACUUUGUUGAACAACAUAAAGCCUAAGAAAAAUACUCCUACAUAUUAUGUAGAUGAUUCGGAUUAACUCACAUUCCAGACCUGGAGAAGGUUAAACACAAAAUGGAUAUAUUUUAUUAAAAGUUUACCCAUUGUUUCUAUGUAUGUAAUAAAUCUUAUAAAAAAAAAAGAAUUUUACUUCGUGAUCGGUUAAA
This is a messenger RNA of Drosophila ananassae, 2067 nucleotides long. It is a transcript of the gene mre11, whose product is annotated as double-strand break repair protein MRE11. Gene Ontology annotation, molecular function: DNA endonuclease activity; manganese ion binding; 3'-5'-DNA exonuclease activity. NCBI's taxonomy places the organism in Eukaryota, Metazoa, Arthropoda, Insecta, Diptera, Drosophilidae. Gene Ontology annotation, biological process: mitochondrial double-strand break repair via homologous recombination; mitotic G2 DNA damage checkpoint signaling; double-strand break repair via homologous recombination. The transcript has 5 exons. Gene Ontology annotation, cellular component: Mre11 complex; nucleus. Bases 120 to 1940 code for a protein of 606 amino acids. The record is from RefSeq and is a predicted model, not a curated record.